Megachile rotundata (alfalfa leafcutting bee) is the source of this 716-nucleotide messenger RNA. RefSeq lists its product as uncharacterized. Lineage: Eukaryota; Metazoa; Arthropoda; Insecta; Hymenoptera; Megachilidae. The record is from RefSeq and is a predicted model, not a curated record.
GACAGUAUACAUUACGUAAAAUCGUUAAUUUUGGAGAUAAGUUCAAAAUUAAAUGUUUCCUAGUUACAGUCUGAUUGAUGGUGUGAAAGGCAAUGUGUACGUGUUCCCCUCAUAAGGAAUGCACCGAAGAUUAUUACACUGCUUCUUCAGGAUAUGCGCCAACCUCCACCUCGCGUUCAACAUGGCGAACAGCGGAGCGAAGCGCACAAAGCGACUAUUGCUCGGCCCAUUGCUCUGCACCAUCGACCCCAAAAUCUCAACAAAUUCCGCCUUCUGUUCCAAUGGCACCACUAAGAGUCCUUAAACAAGAUCCAAAUCUAUCAGCUGGAGUAGCCAUAGCAAGCCGACGAAUACACUUUGAUCGGAUGGAAAUCUCAUCAACAUUCGAGGAAACUAUGGAUGAUACUUACGAUGACUUGGAUAUCUCAGUACCACCAAGAUAUGAAGGCAUGCGUCCUCCACUCGCUGCGUCUAGUCCUGUACCUCCAGAACCAGUAGUAAGACGAUCACCACCAGGAACUUACGAAUUGCGACGAACAAGACCACCACAAUUCCCAACCACCACAGCAACCAGACAAUAUCCAAGAAUGACUCAAAUGACACCUUGUGGAAAAUGCUUAAGGAUGUGAUGAAACCGAUGAGGUGAAAUUACGAUCGGAGCCUAAAAUCUGCAAUUCAGGGUCAGAAAUUAAUUUGCUGCACGCCAAAGUAAGUUU